AUGCUGGAGCAGAGGCUGACGGAGACAGGCAUACGAGCUGUCGGUGCUCACGGGGACACAGGUACUGCUGCUUGUGGUGUCAGAGACGGGGCUGGUGUACACAUUUACGACGCCAAAGCUGCAGCCGUUGGUCACAAAGGCCGAGGGAAAGAACCUCAUACAAGCGUGCCUGAAUGCACAGGACCCGGGGGGAGCGGGAGGACACGAGGAGCCAGAGGGGCCGGUGGUGAAUGGGCCGGGAGUAAUGGGAAACACGGGGUUGCCGCCGUAUGGGGCGCCGCCGGCGAUGCGGGCGCUGUACUUUAA
Pneumocystis jirovecii RU7 is the source of this 306-nucleotide messenger RNA. RefSeq names its product pheromone receptor transcription factor. Bases 1 to 306 code for a protein of 101 amino acids. The transcript has a single exon. The record is from RefSeq and is a predicted model, not a curated record. Lineage: Eukaryota; Fungi; Ascomycota; Pneumocystomycetes; Pneumocystales; Pneumocystaceae.